AUGGGCUACGUGCCGCAUGAACUCGACUUCGUGCAGUAAUAAUUCGAUUGCAAUAAAAAUUGACAAAAAUGUUUCAGCAUAGUAGUGCGAAUAGUGCCGAAGGAAACUUGAUUUAUGCACCGAAAACAACCUGCUAUUCCAGAGUUUUGACCGCAGACGGUUAUCUAAAUGUCCAUAUAAAAGAUAUACCAAACAAAUAUCGACGUUAUGCGAAAGAUUUGGGUAACACACUCAUAAACACCCGCUGGCGAUGGAUAUUGUUAACAUUGACACUGGGAAAUGGCCUCGCCUGGUUGGCGUUUGCAUUCGGCUGGAUGUGUUUGGCGAUGUACAGCGGCGACAAUGGCAAGACUGACGGCCAGCCGGACGUUUGCAUAGUGGGCACCAGACACUUCACGGGCUAUUUGCUGCUGAGCAUCGAAACGCUCACGACGAUCGGAUUCGGGGAAAUUUAUCCGGCCGAUUGUCUCCACAGUUGGUGGAUCCUGGCACUAGAAGCGAUGGCUGGCGUCGCAAUCGAGGGUGCGCUCGUCACGGCGGUCUACGUCAAAAUGUCCAGACCCAUUAAGCGCGUGAACGGACUAUUGAGCAAAAAAGGCGUUGUCUGCAUGCGCGAUGGACGAUUCUGUCUCGUGUUUCGUAUCUACGACCAAACAGGCCGGUAUUGGACCAAGAGUAAAAUUAAGGCCUUCAUGAUCAGCGGCAAGAAUAAACGACGUUCAAGUUCCAGUCCUACUACGUGCAGUCGCAGCGAGGAGGUAUUUCGCAUGCAGAAAUUACAACUGGAACCGUGCGAAUUACUAGCUGGACCCGUCGACAUCGUGCACGUUAUUACAAGUCGCAGCCCGCUGUGGACGCUUGCAGCUUCCGAUUUUUUGCUUGAAGGCUUUGAAAUAGUUCUCACUGUAAAUGGCGAUUCGGCGACGACUGGCCAACCGUCUGAAGCGAAAAAAUCCUACACAAGUCGAGACAUUCAAUGGGGAUGUCGUUUCGUCCCGUGCGUUGAAUUCGACGAAAACGCCGGCAGUUAUGUGGUUGAUUUUAAUCGAUUUAAUUCAACGCGAAUGUACGCCACUCCUCUGUGUAGUCCCGCACAACUUCGCCAUCUGAUCAGUGAGAUUGACCGCAAUGACACGUACGGACGCAGUUCAUCCGCAGGCACUUCAUUCGACAAAUAAUUGAAAAUAUCUCAAAGCGGGUUCAAACGAAUCCAAUUUCCCAGUAGCAUUAAUAAAUUAUCAACAUCA
This is a messenger RNA of Dalotia coriaria, 1247 nucleotides long. RefSeq names its product inward rectifier potassium channel irk-1-like. The transcript has 4 exons. Gene Ontology annotation, cellular component: plasma membrane. NCBI's taxonomy places the organism in Eukaryota, Metazoa, Arthropoda, Insecta, Coleoptera, Staphylinidae. Gene Ontology annotation, biological process: potassium ion import across plasma membrane; regulation of monoatomic ion transmembrane transport. The record is from RefSeq and is a predicted model, not a curated record. Gene Ontology annotation, molecular function: inward rectifier potassium channel activity. Bases 69 to 1178 code for a protein of 369 amino acids.